AUGCAAAAGAUUGCGCUGCGCAGAAUCAUCCAAGAAGGGUCAAGCAGCGGACAAGUGAGGAAGACUCCUGAAGACCGCCAGAGGACUCCUGAAGACACCAGAGACCUCGCUAAAGCCAGAUCAGUGUGUGUCACGGUGUUGCCAAACCAUUCCUCGCCACCACCAAACCUUUCGCAGAUCAGCCACACGCUCGCACAGACGAGCCGAGGCUCCCCGCGGCCGCGGGAGCUUCGUGCCCGCGCGGACCUGCGGGCUCCCGGCCUGCGGCAGCCUGAUGGGAUAAGGCGCGGCCGGCCGAGGGCAGACACCGUCCGCGACCUGAUCCAUGAAGGAGAGCACUCUUCCAGCAGAAUACGUUGCAAUAUCUGCAACAGGGUCUUUCCACGAGAGAAGUCGCUGCAGGCCCACAAACGAACUCAUACCGGUGAAAGGCCUUAUUUGUGUGACUACCCAGAUUGUGGGAAAGCCUUUGUUCAGAGUGGGCAGCUCAAAACUCACCAGCGUCUCCACACAGGGGAGAAACCUUUCGUCUGCUCCGAGAAUGGCUGUUUAAGCAGAUUCACGCAUGCAAACCGUCAUUGCCCCAAACAUCCAUAUGCCCGACUGAAGAGGGAAGAGCUCACAGACAGGCUGACUAAGAAGCAGACAGCUGACAAUAAAGCUGUGGCUGAGUGGCUAGCAAAAUACUGGGAGACUAGAGAACAGCGUGCUCCUGCUUUGAAAACUAAAACAAUCCAGAAAACAGAUCAGGAACAGCAGGACCCGAUGGAAUAUCUUCAAUCUGAUGAAGAGGAGGAUGAAGAGAAAAACAGCGCUCAUUCAGCUGCCUGCCGCCGCCUCCAGGAACAGCGUGAGCGCAUGCAUGGUGCGCUGGCUCUCAUUGAGCUUGCAAACCUAGCUGUGGCACCCAUGUGACAAUAGAUAGGAACAGAGUCUGCCUAUACAAAGCGUACUUCCUGGUGGUACUUAACCAGUUAGAUCCUGAGCAUAAGCUAAGCACCUUAUUUGCUUAUCAUAGGCUGCUAUUCUGUAGAAUUUAUGAAGAAUGUUGUUGCCCCAUAACAUGGGGUGAGAGAAUUGCACUUUUUGUAAGGUAAAAGACAGAUGUAAAGUUUCUAAGUAUUUUGUAAAUACAGGACUGCAUAAUGCAGGGUUGACAAA
Molecule: messenger RNA, 1161 nt
Organism: Haliaeetus leucocephalus (bald eagle)
Lineage: Eukaryota; Metazoa; Chordata; Aves; Accipitriformes; Accipitridae
Gene: ZNF367
Product: zinc finger protein 367
Exons: 6
Coding region: 1-915 (304 amino acids)
Biological process (GO): homophilic cell-cell adhesion
Cellular component (GO): cell-cell junction
Molecular function (GO): ionotropic glutamate receptor binding
Source: RefSeq, a predicted model, not a curated record